GGGCACCACCAUCACUUUGGUGAUGAAGGAGGAGGCAACAGACUACUUGGAGCUGGAGACCAUCAAGAACCUUGUGAGGAAAUACUCCCAGUUCAUCAACUUCCCCAUCUACGUAUGGAGUAGCAAGACUGAGACUGUAGAGGAGCCUAUUGAUGAGGAUGAGACAGAAGCAGAUAAGGAUGAAGACCACGAUGAGGUUGAGGUGGAGGAAGAGGACAAACUAAAGAAGACAGUGUGGGAGUGGGAGCUGAUGAAUGACAUCAAGCCCAUCUGGCAGAGGCCUGCCAAGGAGGUGGAGGAGGAUGAUGAGUACAAGACCUUCUCCAGGGACACAGACAAGCCCAUCUCCCACUUACAGCAGAGGGGGAGGUCACCUUCAAGUCCAUCCUCUUUGUGCCUGCCGCAGCUCCCCGGGGACUCUUCGAGUACGGUUCUAAGAAGAACGACUUAAUUAAGGUGCCACAGCAAUGAUUAGGUUAC
Messenger RNA from Oncorhynchus mykiss (rainbow trout), 480 nucleotides. The record is from RefSeq and is a predicted model, not a curated record. NCBI's taxonomy places the organism in Eukaryota, Metazoa, Chordata, Actinopteri, Salmoniformes, Salmonidae.